CACACACACACACGCUAGCAGCAGCAUCACAGACGUGUUUGUGGUGAACCGCUGAGCUGAUGGGCGCAGUGCUGCAGGAGCGGGUCCCACAGCCUCGGCUCUGUGUGGAGAGCAGGGUGCUGAUCGGGGAGAAGGAGGAGAGCUGCCGGAGGAAGAAGAGCAACAACAGGCCUCCCGAUCCCAGCAACAAAAUGGGAAGACGGCAUCAGUCGCAAAGGAAGUCAGUGCAGCCACAGUACAUGGUCCCAAGUCAAGAGCAUGACAACGAGAAAAGAAUGCAGCAAAGAAGAAAGCACAAGCCCCACCCCCCCCAGACUAAACGCAAUACCUGUCAACACAGUGCUCAGGGAACCUUGGAGUCAAAGUCCCAUCCACCUACCUCUGCAGAAGACAGGAUGGAGCCAAAGGUGCAGCCAGCUGCUCAGCGCUCCGGCCACAGGGAGAAGAAGCACACAGGAUUCAGAGGGAGCCGACACACACCAGCCUUUCCCUGCCACCGCCUGUCUGACUCCAGCCCCGAUCUGCUGGAGGGACUCUCACCAAAACCAGAGGUAGGACAUCUGAGCGGCCACAGAGACAGUGACAGUGACACCGACUUGUCUGAGUCAGAGAGACUUCCUGUGUUGUCCUCUGGUCGGGUUCCUCCACAGCUGGAGCUGAGGCCAGAUGUCCCUGAGGCUGAAGACUGCUCUGCCCGCAGCCACAGGCCCACACGACAAGGCAGCAGAGGCUUUGACUUCCCAGACUUCCUUCCUCCACCUUUUAACUCAUGGAGUCUCAGUCAGCUGGCUCUCUUCUACAACAUGGAGGGCCUGGGGGCUUCUCGGCCCAGGCCAGUGGGAAGUUUGGAAAGGUACCUGGAGAGGCUGCUGCAGCUGGAGUGGCGUCAGCUCCAGACUGUUCAGGAUGAGAGCGGGAGGUCAACUGUUUCAGAUGCAACGUCCAGCUGCCACAGGUCACCCGCUGCUGCCUCGUCACGCCUCAGCUCUCCAAAGUGUAUCCUCCAGUGUCAGCGUGCCUUCCCCCUCACCUUUCUCUCUUCCCUGGCCACUCACUUUACCCUGCUCUCCGGCUGUGCCUGCUCUCUGUGCCGCAUAAGCAUCUCCACCUGUAACACUUCGUGCUGCCGCUCCACCCACUGCCACACCCGUCCCUCGAGACUGAGCCCCACGCUGGAGUGCAGAGGGCCUGCAUCGCUCCCAAAAAGGAGCUACAGUGAGAGCCGGGUGCACUCCUCGGACAGGAACAUGGUAUCUCGAGCUCAGAGGUUAAGCAGCCCUGUGAGGGCCAACAGCCACCUAAGGAGAAUGCAAGCCUCUGGCAACAUCCGCAACCCGGCUCAAGGUGCUAACACGAAGCCUCAAUCCACCGUCAGGGACUCAGGUGUUGGAGCACAAGGGGAUGCACUGUAUUACAGGACAGGGGGGUUUAGGAGAAGGAGUGACUCUGAGCAAAGGAGAGGUGGAGGAGUAGAGAGACGACACAAUGGAUGGGAGAAAAGCCGGAGUGGUUCCGAGUGUAGAAGAGGAGAAACCAAGCGAAGGGGAGCAGCUGAGUUGAAGGAACAAGAAAUAAAACCAGAUGCUGUCACUGCAAUAAUGGACAAUUUACCUGGGUCCAAAUAUCCUCCUGUUCACAGGCCAAACAGACCAAAACAGGUGGAAUUUGUUACUUAACAACCUGAGUUCUGUAUUUUCAAACAGUACACUACAACUGCAGUCCUCACUUUUAGGAUUUGAUUGUAAGUCUGGAUUUUCACUCUACAAAUGUUUACAAUUUUCAUUAUUCGAAUGCAUUGACAGAAAGAGUAGAAGAUGUUUUUCCUCUUUUUCUUCGAGAAUGUGAUGUUUUGCCAUAUUUCUCUGUUCUCAGGAUAUUAUAAAUACAUAAUAAUGUUUAAUCCAGUGCUGUGCAGCACUUUUUGUUGUUACAUAACUCUUAUGCGCAUGUGGGUAUUGAUAUCAAGACUAUUUUAGUUUCUUCUUGAUUUAACCCAGUAAGCCCUCGUCAGCACAAUACAUUAAGUAUGUUUGUACGAACGUUUUUACAGUUUUACUUGUGA
This is a messenger RNA of Paralichthys olivaceus (Japanese flounder), 2062 nucleotides long. RefSeq lists its product as uncharacterized. The record is from RefSeq and is a predicted model, not a curated record. NCBI's taxonomy places the organism in Eukaryota, Metazoa, Chordata, Actinopteri, Pleuronectiformes, Paralichthyidae.